This is a messenger RNA of Phacochoerus africanus (Common warthog), 2545 nucleotides long. RefSeq names its product glucose-6-phosphate isomerase (gene GPI). Gene Ontology annotation, molecular function: monosaccharide binding; carbohydrate derivative binding; glucose-6-phosphate isomerase activity. The record is from RefSeq and is a predicted model, not a curated record. NCBI's taxonomy places the organism in Eukaryota, Metazoa, Chordata, Mammalia, Artiodactyla, Suidae. Bases 602 to 2278 code for a protein of 558 amino acids. Gene Ontology annotation, cellular component: cytosol. The transcript has 18 exons. Gene Ontology annotation, biological process: glycolytic process; gluconeogenesis; glucose 6-phosphate metabolic process.
UAACCCACUGAGCAAGCGCAGGGACCGAACCCCAAACGUCAUGGUUCCUAGCCGGAUUCGUUUCCGCUGCGCGACGACAGGAACUCCCUCAAAUGCCACUUCACUAGUGAAUUUUCCAUUGACCAUUCUAUUCAAUAUUGCAACCCCUAUUCCCAGCUUUCCUUUUCUCAGUAGCACUUACCAGCAUCUGACAUGCCAUACGUCUUACUUGUCACAUAUGUAUCUGCAACACCUAUAACACUGCCUGGAACAUGGAAGGUGUUGCGUGAGUGAAUGAAUGAACUAAUGAAGCAGGCCGGGGCCAAGGGGGCUCGGCCUCUGUUCCCCAGUCACUUCCAGGCAGAGGUCGGCAGAGAGGCAGCGCAAGUGGCCGCCUGGUGUCAAGAAGGACGAGACGUCCCCAGCCACUGCUGCUGACCAAGUCUUCCCCGCGCAGGCGCCGACAGAAGGGCAGAGGGCCGGGCCGGGGCGGGGCCGGGGCGGGGCCAGGCUCCUGCGCCAUAAAGUCCGCUGGGCGCCUCCCGCCUCCGCCUGCAGCGCGCCGCCCGCCCCGCUUCCUCGUUCGCGUCCGCAGGGGUCCGUGUUCCCAGCCGCUCUCGCCAUGGCUGCACUCACCCAGAACCCGCAGUUCAAGAAGCUGCAGACCUGGUACCACGAGCACCGCUCUGACCUCAACUUGCGCCGCCUUUUCGAAGGGGACAAGGACCGCUUCAACCACUUCAGCUUGAACCUCAACACCAACCAUGGCCGUAUUCUGUUGGAUUACUCCAAGAAUCUUGUGACGGGGGCUGUGAUGCAGAUGCUGGUGGACCUGGCCAAGUCCAGGGGUGUGGAGGCUGCCCGGGAGCGCAUGUUCAAUGGCGAGAAGAUCAACUUCACCGAGGAUCGGGCGGUGCUGCACGUGGCCCUGAGGAACCGGUCAAACACACCCAUUCUAGUGGACGGCAAGGAUGUGAUGCCAGAGGUCAACAGGGUCCUGGAGAAGAUGAAGUCUUUCUGCAAGCGUGUCCGGAGUGGUGAAUGGAAAGGGUACUCGGGCAAGUCCAUCACGGACGUCAUCAACAUUGGCAUCGGCGGCUCUGACCUGGGACCCCUCAUGGUGACGGAAGCCCUCAAGCCGUACUCUGCAGAAGGCCCCCGGGUCUGGUUCGUCUCCAACAUUGAUGGGACCCACAUUGCCAAAACGCUGGCCACCCUGAACCCCGAGUCGUCCCUGUUCAUCAUUGCCUCCAAGACCUUCACCACCCAAGAGACCAUCACGAAUGCGGAGACGGCGAAGGAGUGGUUUCUUCAGUCGGCCAAGGAUCCCUCUGCAGUCGCAAAGCACUUUGUCGCCCUGUCUACCAAUACUACCAAAGUGAAGGAGUUUGGAAUUGAUCCUCAAAACAUGUUCGAGUUCUGGGAUUGGGUGGGAGGCCGCUACUCGCUCUGGUCAGCCAUCGGACUCUCCAUUGCCCUGCACGUGGGGUUUGACAACUUCGAGCAGCUGCUCUCAGGGGCUCACUGGAUGGACCAGCACUUCCGCACGACACCCCUGGAGAAGAACGCCCCCGUCCUGCUGGCUCUGCUGGGUAUCUGGUACAUCAAUUUCUUUGGGUGUGAGACGCACGCCAUGCUGCCGUAUGACCAGUACCUGCACCGCUUUGCUGCCUACUUCCAGCAGGGUGACAUGGAGUCCAACGGGAAGUACAUCACCAAGUCCGGCACCCGUGUGGACCACCAGACGGGCCCCAUUGUGUGGGGGGAGCCAGGGACCAAUGGCCAGCAUGCCUUCUACCAGCUCAUCCACCAAGGUACCAAGAUGAUACCCUGUGACUUCCUCAUCCCGGUCCAGACACAGCACCCAAUACGGAAGGGUUUGCAUCACAAGAUCCUCCUGGCGAACUUCUUGGCCCAGACUGAGGCCCUAAUGAAGGGGAAGUCGACGGAAGAGGCCCGGAAGGAGCUGCAGGCCGCUGGGAAGAGUCCAGGGGACUUUGAGAAACUGCUGCCCCACAAGGUCUUUGAAGGAAAUCGCCCCACCAACUCUAUUGUGUUCACCAAGCUCACGCCGUUCAUCCUUGGAGCCUUGAUUGCCAUGUACGAGCACAAGAUCUUCGUCCAGGGCGUCAUCUGGGACAUCAACAGCUUUGACCAGUGGGGAGUGGAGCUGGGAAAGCAGCUGGCUAAGAAAAUUGAACCGGAGCUUGAUGGCAGCAGCCCAGUGACUUCUCAUGAUUCUUCCACCAAUGGGCUCAUCAACUUCAUCAAGCAGGAGCGUGAGGCCAGAAGCCAAUAAACUUGUGCCCCACUGCAGUCCCCGCUGUGACUGGUCCUUCUUGUCCCUUCUGCCCAGAGUCUGCACUGCAUGGUCCUGCCCUCUGGUUUUGGGUUUGGACCAUAAGACCUUUGGGGGAAGCUGGUCUGGAAUUGCCACCCCUGCCCUCUCCAUGUUCAUGCCCCCUCUGUUUUAAAGUUGGCUGAAAUGUUUCGGUGCAGCUGAAUUUUCUGACCCAUGUUCACUGUUCAUAACCAGGUAGAAAAAUAAAGAUGCCAUAAAGGAGGA